This is a messenger RNA of Gymnodraco acuticeps, 2010 nucleotides long. RefSeq names its product RAD23 homolog A, nucleotide excision repair protein a (gene rad23aa). Gene Ontology annotation, cellular component: nucleoplasm; cytosol. Gene Ontology annotation, biological process: nucleotide-excision repair; proteasome-mediated ubiquitin-dependent protein catabolic process. Lineage: Eukaryota; Metazoa; Chordata; Actinopteri; Perciformes; Bathydraconidae. Gene Ontology annotation, molecular function: damaged DNA binding; polyubiquitin modification-dependent protein binding; proteasome binding. The record is from RefSeq and is a predicted model, not a curated record.
CAACCUGAAGCCACCAUGCAGAUCACUCUGAAGACCCUGCAGCAGCAAACCAUUCAGAUAGAGAUAGAUCCCGUUCAGACGGUGAAGGCCUUAAAAGAGAAGAUAGAAGCAGAGAGAGGGAAAGACAGCUUCCCCGUCUCCGGGCAGAAGCUGAUUUAUGCCGGGAAGAUCCUGCAAGAUGACACGCCCAUCCAGGACUACAACAUCGACGAGAAGAACUUCGUUGUGGUGAUGGUUUCCAAGGCUAAACCUGCAGCUGCCGCCUCGUCCCCGGCCUCGGAGGCUCCCAAAGCCCCCGCUCAGGACUCUGGCUCCUCGUCAGCAGCUGCUCCGGCUCCGACCCCCGCUCCGACCCCCGCAGCUGCCCCCACCCCCCCCGACCAGGAGGCCAAAGGAGAGCCAAGUGCCGCUGCCGCCGCAGAACCACCACAACCCGCCGCCAGCUCCAGUACCGCCGGGCAGGGUUUGGACGGAUCCUCAGCGCUCGUGACGGGAGCGGAGUACGAGGCGAUGCUAACGGAGAUCAUGUCCAUGGGCUACGAUAGAGAGAGAGUGGUCGCUGCACUCAGGGCGAGUUUCAACAACCCCCACAGAGCUGUGGAGUACCUGCUGACUGGUCUCCCCAGCAGCCCGGUGCAGGAGAGUAGCGCCCCGGCACCGGCCCCCGCCUCCGGACCCACAGAAGCCCCGUCUCUAGCAGAGGGAGAGAACCCACUUGCAUUCCUGCGGACUCAGCCUCAGUUCCUGCACAUGAGGACGGCCAUCCAGCAGAACCCGGCCCUGCUGCCCGCCCUGCUGCAGCAGCUGGGCCGAGAGAACCCUCAACUCCUACAGCAAAUCAGCCAGCACCAGGAGCUGUUCAUCCAGAUGCUGAACGAGCCGGUGGAGGGGGGGGAGGCCGCUCCGGAGGUGGGAGAGCUGGGCGCCGCCGGGGAGGAGGGGGCGGCGCCCGUCAACUACAUCCAGGUCACACCUCAGGAGAAGGAGGCCAUCGAGAGGUUAAAAGCGCUGGGUUUCCCUGAGGCUCUGGUGAUCCAGGCCUACUUCGCCUGCGAGAAGAACGAGAACCUGGCGGCCAACUUCCUCCUGAACCAGGGUCUGGAGGACGACUGAACAUCGACUUCCUGCUCCUCGCCCCUCCUCCCAUAAAGACUGCCCCCACCCCACACUUACUGUACAGCCACCGCUCCACAGGAGGGGAGGAAGAGGGCUGAGGGAGGGACGGGUUAUGGUUUAAACACUACACACACAAAUCAUAAAAUCCUGUGCAGGAAGGCGGAGGAAGCGACGAAUCCACGAGAAUUCCAAUGGAAUGUGUGUGGGCUUCGUCCCGGGGAGAGAAAAUGAAAUAUAAUCAGAUUUUAGACGCGCUUUGUGGCGUAGAGUGGUGCCGGGAUGACUGAUUUCUGUAGUGGACCCUGAAGGCAGCAUAUCGCUUGUUCCAUCUAGAAAGAGCCAAUGGGAUUUUCCCUUUUUGGAUUAGUGCAGAAAAAUAUGUCAAUGUUUAGUAAAAAGCUAAUGUCACAUGAAUUCACUAACGCUAAGCUAAAGGCGGCUAACGUUGGGCGUUUAGUCGUCUCAUUUAGAUACUUGUUCGCAAUCGCCGUAUUUAAGCUAAGCUAGAGGCUAAGCUAGAGGCUAAGCUAGAGGCGGCUAAUGUUGGGCGUGAUGACAUUUAGUCGUCUCAUUUAGACACUUUUAAGCUAACAACAACCAAAAACAUCCAUACGAGGGAACAAAGAUAAAAUGCUGACUCAUUUCCCGUUUGAGGACUCAUUCCUGCACCACUCUACCAGGGACGGGGAGGGGUGGGGGGGUUGCGAUGAGUGUGUGUGUGUGUGCGGCUGGAUGCAGUUGAAUCUUGUAAACGGAUGGGAGUGUGUAACGCUGCGCCGCCACAACAUUAUCAGUGUGUGUAACUGCUUGUGUUUCUCUGUUAGCUUCAGGCUAGCGGAGAUGUUAGCUGGGUCUGUCUGCGGGGGGGAAUGGGAACUAAACUGACAAAUAAGA